AUGGGUUUCAUAAAGAUAUUAAAACGUAUGCUUUAUGCAAAUUUUGCAUCUUGUAGUUCUAAAACAUUAGGAAUCUUAGCACCUUUAACAAUUCCACCAUUGCAUAUUGCAUUUGUGUAUUACUUUUGGCAAGAAUAUGCAAGAGAUGUUGAUAAACAAUAUUGUUCUUGCUCAUGUUGGGACACAGUAUUCAAGGGAUCAUAUGAAUCUGGCAUUGCUUCUUAUAAACAUAUGUAUUUCAAUGCCACAACUAAUACUUUUAAAAUAUGGACGACAAUUGUAAUUGGAAUUAUUACUUUCUAUGAAGUAGUGAAACAUUUAACAUGGCUAGCUUUCCAUAAUCGCCUUAGGUUUUCUAUGAUGAUCCUUUUUUUAACUGCUAUUUUUUCACAUUAUUAUACUUGGUGGGUUUAUAUAAAUUACUGGAAUGAUGAGUUCUAUUCCCAAUGGUACCAUCAGUUGUUUUUCUCAAUCACUGAGUUGAUAUCUACUUUUCUGGUAAUUCAUCUAGCAGAUAAUAAAAAUUCAAUAACUCAUAGAAAAGCAUUUGGUAUAGCUGCAAUAGCUAUUUUGCAUAUUGUGGCAAGUGGUUGGGAUCAGUUUAUUGCUAAUGUUUUUAGAGGAGAAGGGCAUGCACAUCAGGUUGUACGUGAUCUUGGAUUUAUGAUCCCAGAUAUUCUUCAUGUUGCUAUUUCAUUAUGGGCAGUUAAGUGGAAAAAUAUAAAUAAUCUUCCUGGUUCUACCAAACGAGAUCCUAGUAUCAAAAGAGAUCUAGCUUAUAUGUUAGGGAUGAUAUGUAUAGGAUUAUGCAUUUGUGCCAUAUUGUAAUUCAACUGUUAUAAUGCCUACAAAUAGUGUCUUAAAAAUCAAAUAAUGAUUUAAUUUAACUUAUUUUCUUAUACAAAGUUAUGAAAAAUAUACAUAAAUGAAUUUUAUUAAAAGAUAUAUAUAUACAUCUUUGUAAUACUUUUCACGGUGCUGAUACUUACGCUGAAAGUAAAUUUAAUUAGACGCAGUAAAUUUAAUUUGAUUUAGUUUAAUAGAUUUCAUUAAAAAUGGUUACCAUUAUUACUUAAUUAAUUUUAUAUAUUUAAAGAAGUUUUAUAUUUCCCUGCUUCAUUUCAUGAUAUUAAUAAAAAGCAUUUUACAUUAAUAUUAGUAGAAAAAGCUUAUACAAUACAAGUUAUUUAUUAUAGAAAACAUAUUCUUUUAAGUUGCUCAUUCCUUUUAUUUUUAAAAAGUGGUAAAUUUUUGGUUUGUCUACGAGAGCAAAAUAUAUUCUAAGUAUUAACAAAACAGUAUAUGAAUAUAUAAAAAAAAUUAUGAUUAAUGAUUUAUAUGUUUUAAACAUUAAAAUAAAUAUAUUUAUAAUUACUUUUUUAGAUAAUAAUAAAUAA
This is a messenger RNA of Heterotrigona itama, 1397 nucleotides long. The record is from the annotation of a GenBank genome assembly. NCBI's taxonomy places the organism in Eukaryota, Metazoa, Arthropoda, Insecta, Hymenoptera, Apidae.